UUGUCAGUCGGUAUCUGUGAGCUGUAACAUUAGCAGAGUCAGUACUGUGGAGUGUAGCUGUUGCAUAUUUGUGUUCACGCGUAUUUCUGUGUUUUAGUUUCGUAUUCAGUAGUACGAGUGAGUGAGUGAGUGUUACCGGCUUCAAAUCUCUGAUUUCUGUCAGUGUUCAGGCCUGUCUGAACACAAACACACACCUACAGGACUGAACUGACUUCACUAUGGACAAAGCAGAUUUCCUGAAAGGUCUACCUGUGUAUAACAAGACAAACUUCAGCAGAUUUCACGCCGACUCUGUAUGUAAAGCAUCGAACAGAAGGCCAUCAGUAUAUCUGCCUACACGAGAGUAUCCCUCCGAACAGAUCAUCGUCACAGAGAAGACAAACAUCCUUCUGCGUUAUCUUCAUCAACAGUGGGACAAAAAGAAUGCAGCUAAAAAGCGAGAGCAGGAGCAAGCAGAAGGGGAAGGUGGCAGCCCAGCGCCUCCCCGCAAAAUCGCCCGGACAGACAGCCAGGAGAUGAACGAGGACUCGUAGAGGAACCCACCAUCCAACAGCACAAGAACGGACACAACAAGCCCAAACUCCCGCACACCACACAGGAAUUUCAUCUCAGAAAGAAAGAAAUGGAAGAACACUUCUCUUACAGUGUGCUUUUUUUUUAUUUUACUGAGUGCUUCCGGAUGCAGUCAGUGCCCUGUUCUGAACGUGUGUGGCGCGACAGGUUUCCACUGCCAGCUUUGACGAUUCUGCUGAACUUCGAGGGGUGGGAAUUCAACAAGCACAUAAGAAUGAAUCUCUGCUAUGAAGACGUGUGUGAAAAUUGAUUUGUUAGGACACUAUUAAUGCAGUGUAAAAGUUGAAACACACCCUAGUAAUCUCAGCUGUGAAUUACCGCUUUCAUGAUGUACUCAGAACACAGGCACUAAACACACAGGCAUUUCUCUUCAGCGUCCAAAAAGGGAAAUUUCGGAAAUGUACAGGCACGUUUGGCAGAUUUAGAUGUAGUAUUUGGUGUUGGUAACGUGACGGUCUUCCUAGCAGGUGCAUACUUGUGCAUGAAUGCACUGUUGGGUCUGUUUUUCUGUUGUCACAGGUUGAGGAUGACGUUACUGGUGAUGUAAAGAAAUACAAAUGUCAGUCUCUUUCACUUCCCCCGUUGUCACGUAGGUUUCCAGUGCUGUGUUCGUUCCAGAAUCAUAAACAGAUUACUUGCCUUCAGAUGCCUGACUCCUUCUCUGACUUGAUCCCUGAGCGCUGAUUCACUUGCA
This is a messenger RNA of Sinocyclocheilus rhinocerous, 1267 nucleotides long. RefSeq names its product DET1- and DDB1-associated protein 1. The transcript has 5 exons. Gene Ontology annotation, biological process: positive regulation of proteasomal ubiquitin-dependent protein catabolic process. Gene Ontology annotation, cellular component: Cul4-RING E3 ubiquitin ligase complex. NCBI's taxonomy places the organism in Eukaryota, Metazoa, Chordata, Actinopteri, Cypriniformes, Cyprinidae. The record is from RefSeq and is a predicted model, not a curated record. The coding region runs from base 219 to 533 and encodes 104 amino acids.